Linum trigynum is the source of this 1688-nucleotide messenger RNA. NCBI's taxonomy places the organism in Eukaryota, Viridiplantae, Streptophyta, Magnoliopsida, Malpighiales, Linaceae. The record is from the annotation of a GenBank genome assembly.
CCUACUGCGGGGAGAUGGAGUGAGGCUUUUAUGGAGGGAAAGUGGUGGCGGCAGGCAGACUGGCGGCGGCGGCAUUAUGGAGGGAAAGUGGUCGGCGGACUGGCGGCGGCGGCAGGGCGCGCGGGCGUCGGCGGCGGCUGUGUGGGCGGACGUCGGCGGGCUGGGCGGGCUGCGCGGUCGGGCUGGGUCGGCUGCGCGGCGCGGAAGAGAGGAGGCGGCGCGGAGGCGGAGGUGUCGGGGCGCGGAGGCUGGGCGAGCAGCGACUGCGGAGGUGGCGGCCAGCGCGGCGGGGAGGCGGAGGUGGUGAGGCGACGCAGAGGUGAUGCCUCUGUUGAGAAGAAAAUGGAAGGGUUUGGGGGGGGGGGGUUGUGCUAAAAAAAAGAAUUUUUUUUGCUUCUGUGGAGAUUCGAAAACUGGUCUGGUUUAAUGAAAUCAAGUGCCCAACUAGUAGGAAUCCCGUGUGCAACAUGUUUAAGAAUCAGGUCCAAAGCAAUAAAUUGUUGUUUCUCAUAUUUGGGCCUUGUUGUGCAACUCUUAUUCACAACAGAAAAUAAAAACCCCACUAAACACGAUUUUUUUUCUUGGUUUUCAAAAUUUCAUAAAACAAAACAGACAACAAAAACAAGCAACAAUACUAAACGACAGCAAUCAUUCAUAAAUUGAUCAUUCAACUGAUUUUGAAGAAUUUUCUUGAUUAACUGUAUAUCUGAAAAUGCUCUUCGGAACUUACAGUUGCAACAAGUAAAGUCAACACUAAAUUCAUAUGGGAAAUUUGAACGAGAAGUGUUCAGAGUGGCCGCAGCAGGUGUGAACGUGAGAGUUUUACGAGAGUGGGGCCGCUGACAACUGGAGUGUAAAGCGGACUGUUAGUGUGUGAUAUGAGAUCCAUUAUGAAAUCUCUCCCAACAACUCAAGUUAUUGGGAUCAACUAGUUCUUGACAAGAUAUAUGAGCCUUCUACGAUCAAGAGGUCCUGUGUUCGAAUACCGAUGACCCCAUUUGUGAAGCACAUGAUAUUCUUGUAUUGAGACCUGUGCAAAUGAAGCCCGUAUGAGUUGACUCCCUUUUGUUUGAGGGGGCAUAUUAGUGUGUAGACUAUAGUUAUUAGAAAUGUGUCGAAGAUCCCAAAUUACAGUUCUUACAAAAGUCAAACUUGUAGAAUGUUUGACAUGGUUUCAACGUCUAAAGUAGAAAAAGACUUCUAAAUAACGCGGCCAAACACAGACUUAGUAGUGAUAAAAAUAGUGAGUUGUUGAGUGAUGUAUGAGUUUGAGCCAAUUCCAACUAAUUAAUAUGUUGGGGGUAAAAGAAUUGCCUUCACACAUAUAAAAGGAUUAUUACAUUUUCUUAUAAAGAUUUAAUUAUUACUUAAGCUGUUGUAAGGUAGGGAUGACAACAGGUCGGGUUGGGACGGAGCAGAUAGUGCAUAUGUGUUACCCUACUAAAAAUAGUUCGGGUUUUACCUAUACCCAUAUCCACAUAAGAACCAGGUAGAAAAUCAAAAUCAUGCACAUACUCGUUCGGGUUGCGGGUAUCCACGGUUAUCCAUCGGUUAUAAUUUCUCUUUAUAACUACAACCAACAUGUUAACAUUCACACGCAUACUCACAUUAUACAAGUGGAAAAGUACUACAAUAAUUCGAAAUUGUAUAUUUGUAUGCUAAAUAUAAAAUAUAUUGAUAAAAGUGAU